AUGAUGAAAACUUUAGCAGGGAUAACCCCAUCUGGAUUUUUCAGUUUUGUGUCAAAACUGUGGAGUGGAAGUACAAGUGACCGAAAACUCACUCUGAAGAGUGGGGUUUUGGACCUGCUUACCAAGCGAACGGCCUACAUUAACAUGCCCCCUUUUUCCGAGAAAGGUAACUUAUAUGUACACUUCCUGCACAAGAGUUUCCUCAAAGUGUUAGAAAUUGAGUAUACAAAGAUACAGAAGAUUUCUCUGUAAAUCUCUGUAAAGAUACAGAGAUUUCUGUAAAGAUGCAGAGAUUUAUCCACUCCAGGGUUCUCGGGGUGUAUUUGUGUGCUGGUUUUGCACACUCAUUGAGAGAGCCACAGAAAGACUGAAAGAGUUCCAUUCGAUUCCAUAUUCUUCAAGGCAAUCUACCUAUACCACUUGUACCACUUGCUGAUAAAAUACUAAUAGUUUGUGCUGCUUUGUGUAAUCUUCUACCCCCACUAACAAAGUAG
Porites evermanni is the source of this 494-nucleotide messenger RNA. The record is from the annotation of a GenBank genome assembly. Lineage: Eukaryota; Metazoa; Cnidaria; Anthozoa; Scleractinia; Poritidae.